AUGUUCGCCCUCCGCGCGAGCGUUCUCGCCGCCUUCGCCCUCGCCGCAGCAGCCUGCGAGGACCAUCUGCACAGUCGGGACACCGCGCACGCGCACACUCACGAGCACGUCCACAAGCGCGAGUACCCGCAGGUUCCUCUGACACCGCCGUACCGGCCCCUCGUCUGGAGCGACUUCAACGUUAUCCAUACAACCGAUACGCACGGUUGGCUGCUGGGGCAUCAAAAGGCGAGCUUCCCGGAGCCGGACUACAGCGGCGACUUGGGUGACUUUGCCAGUUUUGUCACGCACAUGAAGCAGAUCGCUCUCGAAAAAGAUGUCGACUUGCUGCUCGUCGACUCGGGUGACUUGCAUGAUGGAACCGGCCUGUCAGAUGGAUACCCUGCUGGCAGCGUCGACGGACACGAGACCAACACAUUCCUAGAGCGCCUGCCAUACGAUUUGAUGACGGUUGGAAACCACGAACUGUACGAGUAUGCGGAUGCCUAUGACACGUACAUCAACCUUGCUCCGCACUUGAACGGACGCUAUCUCGCGUCUAACGUGAACAUCACCAUCCUGAACGAGGACGGGGAAGCUGUCAGCUUGCCUAUGGGAAACAGAUCCGUCAAGUUCACUACCAGAAAAGGCCGCAACAUCAUGUCGCUCGGCGUCAUUUAUGACUUCACGGGCAAUUCGGCAAAUACGACAGUACAGUUUGCCUCAGACAUGGUGAAGGAGCAAUGGUUUGCCGAUGCUAUUGCUGACGAGCCUGAUCUCUUCCUUUUGGUCGGGCACAUGCCUGUUUCCUAUGACCAUUGGCCAGAUGUGUUCGACGCCAUUCGCGUAGUACAUCCGCUUACCCCCAUUUUGAUCUUCGGAGGACAUACCCACAUUCGUGAUUGUCGUCAGUACGAUGGGAGGUCCAUGGCAUUGGAGAGCGGCCGCUACAUGGAAACCAUUGGUGCCGACCUCGACGCUGCGAAGGAUAACUCAGACAACAUCACGUUUACUAGACGUUAUUUGGACCAGAAUCGCGUUACAUACGAGUACCAUACCCAGCAAAGCAACGCGACGUUUGACACCGAAGCGGGUCAAAACAUCACGCAAGGACUGCUAGACCUCGCAAUUGCGUACGAUCUCGACUACCUAUACGGAACAGCACCGCAGGACUACUCUCUGAGCGGAGCACCCUACCCCUCCAACGACUCUAUCCUGACCCUCUUCAUCGCCGAAGCCGCCCCGGUCGCUCUCGCCAUUAACAACAGCCGCGCAUCGAUCCCGAACAUCAUGAUCACGAACUCGGGCUCGCAGCGCUUCGAUCUGUUCAAAGGGCCGUUCACGAAGAACGACCAGCUCACGUCAUCGCCGUUCCUGGACCAGUUCCUGUACAUCCCCAAUCUCAACUUCAGCAUCGCGAACCAGGUCCUGCCCGCGCUCAACCAGGCGGGCGCGGACGAGCGCAGGCGCAAGCGCGAUGCGUUCGAGCGCGAGAUGCGGAGGAGCGAUGAUAUCAGGGCGGUGUAUAAUGAAUGGCUCCGAGAGAUGAAUGAGCGUGCGGGGAUGGAGAAGCGCGCGGAGUCGGCGGGCAAUUUGACGCUGGGCUACGUCACGCAGGACUACUGCCCGGGCGCUGGCGACGACACGAUGCACAUCGCCAUCCCGUACUACGAUACCCCGGACUUCAUCGGCAGCAACGCGCCGAACGUGAGCGAUGACACGCCCAUCGACCUCGUCUUCGUGGACUUCAUCGAGGACCAGCUGCUCGGCAUCCUCAACGGCCUGCAGUCGGCGCAGACCUAUACCGAGAGCGAUGUUUUGCCAUAUAGCGAUAUCCUAUCGAACGAGAUCUUGGGUUUGUACGCCCAGGCGGAAUGGAACUAA
Molecule: messenger RNA, 1863 nt
Organism: Coniophora puteana RWD-64-598 SS2
Lineage: Eukaryota; Fungi; Basidiomycota; Agaricomycetes; Boletales; Coniophoraceae
Exons: 16
Coding region: 1-1863 (620 amino acids)
Biological process (GO): nucleotide catabolic process
Cellular component (GO): cytosol
Molecular function (GO): hydrolase activity
Source: RefSeq, a predicted model, not a curated record